Messenger RNA from Stomoxys calcitrans (stable fly), 2380 nucleotides. RefSeq names its product dynein assembly factor with WDR repeat domains 1. Bases 391 to 1896 code for a protein of 501 amino acids. Gene Ontology annotation, molecular function: U6 snRNA binding; U4 snRNA binding; protein binding. The record is from RefSeq and is a predicted model, not a curated record. The transcript has 6 exons. Gene Ontology annotation, biological process: mRNA splicing, via spliceosome. NCBI's taxonomy places the organism in Eukaryota, Metazoa, Arthropoda, Insecta, Diptera, Muscidae. Gene Ontology annotation, cellular component: U4/U6 x U5 tri-snRNP complex.
UGAAAACAGCUCCAUUAGAAUGCAAAAAUGAAACAGAAACAAAAAAUAGUCAACACCAAAUCAUCGAUUUACUUUAAAUCUGUGAUGGCAAUUUUAAUCAAUUCAAAGGACCAUUAUAGGAAUCCACGCUGUUUUUUGUGCGAAACCAAUACCAAUACCAACACAAAUACAAACAUAUAACCAAAUGUUUUUAAGCUCUACAGAAAACAAAAACUACCACGACUACAACUGUACUAAAUUACACUGAUGGAAAGUAUGUAUGUAUGUAUAUAUGCACAUGCACUCCAUAUGAGUUUUCUCCUAACAACACCAACAAGGAUGCGGACGCAUUUGUAAUGGACAAAAAAGGGAUGCUUUAAAAGAGUGUGUGGAAAAAAUGGGUAAUUGUAAAUGGGCUGUGAACAACAAACAGAAAAACGAGCCUUGUCUUUAAUUCAAUUACGAAUCGAAAGUUGGAAUUCAUGUGUAAAAGUGUACAUCUUCCAUUCUUUCUCUCCCCAAGGAAUUGCCUUAAAUUUUCAAUACGCCAAUGGCGAGGAGUAUUUGCAACAUAUUGACUUAUUGGAUUUGAAUUCCAACUCCAAUCCAAAUGAUGUGGCACGUAAUCUACUUCGAAGAGACCAUGACAAUAAAAGUCAACAACAAGGACAACAGCAAACACCCCCAUUAGGACGAAGCCAGCAGAAGCUUGAAAAAGAAGCAGAAGAGCAAACAUGUGGCACAUUAAGCAAACGUAAAACCUAUUCUAGAAGCAACUCAUCUUCAUCUGCAUCAGCCAAUGGCAAAGAGCCUAGCAAUGCCAAUACAGAUACUGUCAAUGGUGUCCUGCGGAAAGCCAUUGCUAAGCUGCAACGUAAACUGCAAGAGCCCACAAAGAAAAAAUUCUAUCUGCACACGCGACUCGACACGCACAUCCUGCCAUUGACUAAUGUGGCAUUCGAACGAAGCGGAGAACGUUGCCUAACCGGAAGCUAUGACAGAACGUGUCGCAUCAUCAACACGCACAAUGGAAAUGUCGAACAUGUGCUUGCCGAGCAUGAUAAUGUUGUCUUUUCGGUCGCCUUCAAUUUUCCUAAAUGCGAUCGUAUUGUCACCGGGUCCUUUGAUAACACUGCCAAAAUUUGGUGCCCUUCGUCAGGUCAAUGUCGCAGCACUUUAGUUGGCCAUACUGCCGAAAUAGUAGCAGCCGAAUUUCAACCUAUUAACAAUGAGUCGAUAUGCACAGCAUCGAUGGAUGGCACAGCUCGAUUAUUUCAUGUUGAAUCGACGCAGGAAAUCCAAACAUUAACACACCAUGGUGCAGAGGUGAUAAACUGUCGAUUUAGUAGAGAUGGCAACAUGUUGUUGACGGGAUCGUUCGAUAGAACUGCCGCAAUUUGGGAUAUAAGAAGCAAAAGUUUGGUAACUCAAUUACGUGGCCAUACAGCCGAACUUAGCAAUGCCAUUUGGAAUUUCUCCGGCGAUUUAAUAGCCACUGGUUCCUUGGAUAGCACUGCCCGGGUUUGGGAUAUAAGAAAGAGUAAUGAGCCACUUUUUAUCAUCACCGAACAUACCGAUGAAAUUUUGGAUGUAAAUUUCGAUUGUAGUGGACGUCGUUUGGCCACAGCCAGCAAUGAUUGUACAGCGCGGGUAUGGAGUUUAAAGGGAGAUCUGGAAAUGAUAUCGGUUAUGGUGGGCCACACCGAAGAAGUAUCAAAGGUCUGUUUCAGCCCGCCCGGUAGUCUGUUAAUGACCGCCUCGGCAGAUCACACAGCACGCUUGUGGCUAAUUGAAUCGGGACUGUGCUCACAAGUCCUAGCGGGACAUGAGGCUGAAGUCUUUUCAUGCGCCUUUAGUUAUACGGGAGAUAUAAUUCUGACAGCAUCCAAAGAUAAUAGCUGUCGUCUAUGGAGGUGAUAUGACUGGUACACGGUGGAUAUGAUAAGUGAUUGAGGAGUUUGGAGUUUGCAAUAACUUAUAGACCAUAUCUUACCGUUUCUUUUUGGUAUUAGAAAAAAAACUUUUGUUAUUUUCAACAUUUACUACAAACUCGAGCAUAUAUUUUUUUAAUCAUUUUUCAUCUCCUUUCACUUUUUUUUUUGUUUGUUUUUUGUUUUGUUUUUGUUAAAUUUACAAAUAGUUUUUUCUGGUUUUUUUAUUUUUCUUUUGUUUUUUAGCUUAGGUUGGAAAAAAGUGUAAAAUUAUUUUUCACCUUUAAUUAUUACUGUUUCUUUCUAUUUUCAGUUUUAUUUUUGUGUUUUUUUUUACUUCUUUUUAGGAAUAUAAGUUGUGGUUUUAUUUUCUUGUUUUUGUUUUUGUUUUUUUUUUUAUUUUUGUUUUCAAUAAGGCUUACAUUAAAAAUAGAAAUUUGAAAUUAAUUAUAAUAAUAAUAAAAAUUAUU